Messenger RNA from Dermatophagoides farinae (American house dust mite), 2524 nucleotides. It is a transcript of the gene Abp1, whose product is annotated as Actin binding protein 1. Gene Ontology annotation, biological process: postsynaptic actin cytoskeleton organization; neuron projection morphogenesis; regulation of actin filament polymerization. The record is from RefSeq and is a predicted model, not a curated record. Lineage: Eukaryota; Metazoa; Arthropoda; Arachnida; Sarcoptiformes; Pyroglyphidae. Gene Ontology annotation, molecular function: actin filament binding. Gene Ontology annotation, cellular component: lamellipodium; dendrite; actin filament.
AAAUCAUUGUCAUAAUUAGAAAUUUGCAAAUUAUAGAAAAUUCUGCAUCAAAAAAUAAAUGUGUAAGAACUCAUAAACAAUAAUGAAACCAUUUUCGAUCCAGAUCCAAAUCUGAUCAUGUUUGUUGACGUUUUACGGCGCAUAUGCACGACGACAAGAAAACAUUUCCAUCAAUAAAACAACGAGGCAUAUUCUAACAUACAAACACACACAAUCCAUAUGGAUGGAUAUAUGGCGCUAUUAAAGCCGGCUGUUAGGUUUGAUUGGGAGGUGCCGCACCCUACGAUCAUUUCUUUUUUUUUUUUUUUGGCAGGCACAUGAUGUUUAGAUAUCAUAUAUAUGAAAUGGUGAAUCAAUCAAUUGAUGGAAAAAAAACAUUUCCAUUCAGAUAAAGGCGCGCGCACUUUAAUUUUGAAUUUUUCACAAUUCUUGCACACGCUCACGACAAUGAUGAAGAUCGUCACAUUGGGCGUAAUGAACUUUGAUCAUUAUGGAUGUUUUUUUUUCAUUGGUGGGUAUGAUUCAUUCACCUCAUAAGCAUGUUUGAUUUUUUUUUUGACCAUCGGUCUUUUCUUUAGCAUCAUCUUGUUGUUGGCUCGUGUGAGUUGUGUGUGAUAAUCUUUGGGCGAAUGGAGAUGGAUUUAUGAGGUCGAAUGUGAAUCACGGCGAUUCUAUAGAUACAAUCCAGACACAAUUUCUAUUUCAUACAGUCAAACUAUCUUCAAUGACUGGUUUGCUGGCAUUAUGCUCACUCUCAGUUCGUUAGAUAUCUCAUCGUCUGUCUGUUGGCUAGAAACAUUGGCGCUCACCAAGAAGAGAGUGGGAUCAGCUCUGCAGCAUUGACUAUUGCUCUUUCUCGUUGGCUCUUUUUGGUUUGUCAAUAAUAAUAUUAUUCCUUUAAUUUAAUAUUGCUGCACACUUUUUGGAGAAAUAAUCAUCAUUUCUGUGGCCACAUUGGCAAUAUGGCCAUCAAUUUCUACAAGAAUCAUGAUCAAAUCGUUUCAGCUUAUAAAGAAGUAUUGGAUGCCAAAUGUUCAACCAAUUGGGCAAUAUUUGGAUAUGACAAACAGUCCAACGAUUUGGCAUUAGUUGCUAAAGGCGAUACUGGUCUUCAAGAGCUUCAGAAUGAAUUAAGCCAAAGUAAAAUCCUGUACGCAUUCUGUGAGGUUAAGGAUGACUCAUUGAAUCUAAGACGAUAUCUACUCAUCAAUUGGCAAGGCGAAUGUGCACCGUUACAACGUAAAGGCAUCUGUAUGAAUCAUUUUGCCGAUGUUCGUAGCUUCUUUAAAGAUGCCAAUAUCGUAUUGAACGCUCGUCAUGAAGAGGAUGUCGAACCGGAAGUAUUGAUGCAGCAUGUUAACAAAUUAGCAUCACGAAUCAGGAUCGAUAAACAAACGAAUGGCACACACAAUCUGACUACGAAUGGCAAUGAUAGACAUGAUAACAAUGAUAGUGAUGAUUUGAAACCGGUUGGCACCAAUUACCAGCGAACCGUAGCUCAAAGAGAAAUCUCACUUAAAGAACGGGAACGAUUCUGGCAUCAGCAAAAAAUAGAGGAAGAACAACGAUUAAAAGAAGAAAAAAUGAAACAGACGGCUAAUCGAUAUGAUCCGAAAACAGAAUUACAACAUAAUUGCCAAACCGGCCACCAAGAAUCGCCAAUUAAAACCAACCAAAGUCAAUUGUUACGUAAAGAAAGAAUGGAAGAAGCCAAAUCUUUGAUUUCUAAAAACAGUAUAAGCAAUGCACGUGCUUUUGAACAAAAUUCUUCCACACCCACAACACAACAACAGCAGCAGAUCGAUUGUCAAUCACAAUCGACCAAAUCGGCAGCUUCAAACUAUGUGAAUCAUGUACAAUCGAUGUUAUUUCAAAAGCAACCCGAAUCACAUUCGAAUAAAGAACAACAAAAACAACCAAUCUCCGUUCCAAAUGAAGAAGUGGAUGAUGUGGUAGAAAAAGUUAUCGAAUCCAAUCAGAAUUGCAAUGAUGGUGUUGAGGAUGAAUCAUCCAGUGAUGACUCAUUUCACACAAAUCCAACUGUUGAUGAUCAACAACAACAACAGCAGCAGCAAUAUGGCUAUUAUGCUGAACCAAGGCAACUGGAAAACAUUGAAGAGGAACAAAAUGAAGAGGAUGAUGAGGCCGAAAAAAGAAAAGAAGAAUUGGAAACAGUUUCUCAAGGAUUACGGGCAAAAGCUCUUUAUGAUUAUCAAGCAGCUGAUGAUACUGAAAUAAGUUUCGAUCCGGAUGACAUUAUUACACACAUCGAACAGAUCGAUGCUGGUUGGUGGCAAGGGUUAGCUCCAAACGGUGCCUAUGGACUAUUUCCAGCCAAUUACGUUGAACUGUUAGACAAUUGAUUGAUAGCAACAAAUGGCUAUAACUUGGGAUCAACAGCAGCAUAGAAUCUGUUACGACUUAUUAUUUAUUGCUUUUCUUCAUUUUUUUGCUUGUUUGUCUGUCGAUUUUUUUUUGCUUCCAAUUGAUAUAUUUACAUUAAAUAUGAAACUUUUUAUCAUCA